Molecule: messenger RNA, 2454 nt
Organism: Hyaloperonospora brassicae
Lineage: Eukaryota; Oomycota; Peronosporomycetes; Peronosporales; Peronosporaceae
Source: the annotation of a GenBank genome assembly
AUGGCGUCGUGUCCUGACGCGCGGAAGGCGACCGGUAGCACCCGAAGCCGCAAGACGAGACCGCGUAGGCGCGCACCAACGCACAAGGAGAAGGACGGGACAAUGGCAGUGGACGCGAAGCACGAGACGAGCGACGGGACGGCCGACGAGAAGAAGUUGCGGCGCCGGAGACGACGUGGAGAAGAAGAAGAAGAGGAGGAGGAGGAGGAAGAAGAGGACGAGAUGGAGGCAGACGAGAAAGAAGAAGGAGAAGAAGAAGAAGAGGUGGAUGAAGCAAACGGUCAAGAGGAGGAGCAGGAAAAGAGGACAAUGUUACGAGAGGAGCAGCAGCAGCAGCAACCGGUUGCCCAGGACACGCUUCUGAGGCGAACGUAUCUGCAGCGAAUUUACCGACAGCUGCAGAACACGCAUCCAGAGCAGGAAGAUAUGAGGAUUCGGCAGCUUGCGACGAAUAUUGAGGUGCAGGUGUGCCAAAAGGCGAAGACGCGGAAUGUCUACGUAGCGGCAAUGGAUCAAGAGAUUCAUAAACUCUUGCAGGUCGAAAUGGCCCAAGCUAACAACGCUGUCCUGUUUUCAAGCGCGAGUCAACGCUUUGACAAUUCGCACCACGAGACUCAGGUUCAACAGUCGGCAGUGUCGAGGGGGAUGCAAAGUAAUUACUUGACGAAUCAAUCCUCACAGGCGCGCAGUUACGAGUACGCUCUGGCACCAUCUCGGGACACGAAUAGCAGCGACGGUCCGUCGGCAUUCUCUGCGCCAAGCCAGUCUAGUAGCGACAGGUUUUCGACAUUUUCUGCAACGCGUCAGUCGAUGAGUGCAGCAAACUCGUUCCAGUCGAUGAUGAGUGACCAGACGCAGUCGUGUGGACCUAACGAUGCGCACAAACAACUACAACAACAGACGAACGCAAUCAACCGAGGCAUGAGCACGCAGAGCCACCGGCAACAGAGAGACCGAUGUUAUCCGUCCACUAUGGUCAUGUCGCCAUCUCGUCAGAACUUUCCGGUCCAGAGUAACGUCGAAAAUUCGCCAAGACAAGCUGUAUCCCGCGGCAGUAUGGAAGGACAACAGCAGCUUGACGAUUUCCGAAAGCACCCACAGUACAUACAUCGAUCCGACUCGACGCACACGCAGCAACGUGUUGCUACCUUUCAAGAAUUUUCAGCUCAAAUCCAGCAUCUGGACAAAUCUGUGCUCAUUGAGUUGUUGUGGAAUCAAAGGAAUGCGUUGGCCCAGUGGCAGCGUCAAGCAAAACAGCUUAAGCUCCAGCUUUUUGCACAGCAGAACGCUGGUGGAAGUGCAAAAAGCUACAACUCACUUAUCGCAGGUGGAGGCAACUAUCUUGAUCCCAAGGUAUCUGCGGACGCUGAGUUGCAUCAAUAUCGGGAACAGAACAACUCUCGGAGAUCACAGUACUUCUGGCCACAGCAACACAAUGGGGGCAGUUCCGCCAGUAGGCAAGCGUCUGUUGGCGGCGCAAAUCAAGCAGAUUAUGCACAAGUGUACUGGGACAAAGUGCAAGCGUUGAAGAGGGCACACGCCGAACAGCUGCACGUUGCAAAGCGAGCGUUGGCCAAUAACUGCGCACCUCCCAACACGCUUUACAGUGUGAAGGCCCAGUCCGUGAUGAACAAUAUUGGCUUGGUGAUCGAUAUCCUGCACGAGCAACCCACGAACGUGCAGCCACGAAAGUUGGACGUGCUGACCUCGAUUGAGCGCUUCAUCCAGAUAACAGUGGUGCCCAUCGUACGGAAAGUCCAGUGUUCAUUUGCUCCUCCGACAUCGCAACCCACGAGAGCUUCGAGCUCAUUACCAGCAACAGAAACGAGUUUUGCUACGCGCGAUUCAGGGACGUUGCCUUCUCGAGAUGAUGAGGUGGGAAUGUCCGGGCAAAGAACGGAUUAUGAGCAUACUGCAUCUGGAUGGUCACCUGACACUUUUUCGGGCAUACGGAACUUGUCACGACAAUCGUCGCGUGAAACGUGUUCAGAUUCUACCGAAUCAGACAGUUUUUCGGGCAGACUUGGUGAAGAUGGCAGCAACAGCCCGACACAAAUGAUGGAUGGAUUCUCUCCGGUAGUCGGAAGCAGCACAACCGGCAGCGUGUGUGCAGUUUCCGAGUACGCACCGGUAAGACCGGAAAGCAUCGGAGCUACGGCAAUGCAAAAGGAAGGCCCAAACACUGACCAGGCAUCGGUGUUUGAGGCAAGGAGAGGGCAAGAGGAACAGUAUCUUCCUACGUCUGAGCUCCGUGGGCCGACAGAUCCCGACUUGCGACCUCCCAGUUCGCCAGGUGGUGUCACGAAGGAGAGUAAGGAGUUGCAGACGAACGUAGACGACUUGAACGAUUUUGCCGACUUUCCCGAGCUGACUUUUGACGAAGACAGCAGCAGUUUUGCAAAAGAAAACGUCCUGUCGACCGUGUCGAGGAAGCGAGGAAUCGAAGAGGUGUGA